AUGUCUGCCUCCGAAAAUGUGAAGCCACCUGUUGGUGAGAGCUUCGCUGACAACCGUUCCGUCUCCGAUUCGUCCGAUACCAGCAAUGAAGAGGGUUGGGAAGAUGUUGAAGCCGAUGAGGAGUCGCAGCCCGUGGUUGGACUUUUCUCCGAGCAGGUGUACCCAGAUGCGCGGUCAAUGCUGAAGGAAUGCAAGGAAAAGUACAACUUUGACUUGCUCAAAAUCCAGAAAGAUCUUGACCUCGACUUCCUUGACAACAUCAAGCUGGUCAACUACGUCCGAAGCGAAGUGAAGAACGGAAACAGCAACCCGGAUGUCUCAUCCAAGUCCAAGUUCGAGGACGAUGCCUACCUCAAGCCCGUUUUGGAAGAUGACGCUCUUCUGUACAGCUUGGAUGACCUGACCGAAGAGCAAGGCGACGAAUCUGCCCCUAGCGCCGAAACCAACCGACAGGUCAAUGAACUCCAGGAGAAGCUGGAGCAGUUGCAAACUCAAUUCUCCGAGUACCGUCAGGCCGUGCAGAAAUCUAUGGAUGACCAAUUGUCAAAGGAGGACGAGAAGCUUGCCGAGGCUACUUCCAAGCCCUCGGCGCACACCGUUGAUAGACUCCAGGAAGCUGAUGACGGUUACUUCGUCUCGUACGCUUACAACGCUAUCCAUGAGUCUAUGCUCAAGGAUGCCGUUCGUACCGAUUCUUACCGUGACUUUGUGUACGAGAACAAGAACGUUUUCAAGGACAAGGUUGUCCUUGAUGUUGGAUGUGGAACUGGUAUUCUGUCCAUGUUCUGCGCCAAGGCUGGCGCAAAGAAGGUCAUUGCCGUGGACAACUCGAACAUCAUUGAUCGUGCUAAGGAGAUUGUUCACGACAACGGCCUCGGCGAUGUGAUCACAUGCAUCCGUGGUAAGAUCGAGGAGGUCACACUCCCCGUCGAGAAGGUCGACAUCAUUAUCUCUGAAUGGAUGGGAUACGGUCUUUUGUUCGAGGCCAUGUUUGACUCUGUCAUCUACGCCAGAGAUCGUUACCUUGUUCCCGGUGGUCUCAUGGCUCCCUCGCAUGCCACCAUGCGUCUGGCUCCUUAUGCCGACCCCGACUUCAUCGCAUCCCACAUCUCCUUCUGGAACAACGUGUAUGGUUUCAAGAUGGACAGCAUGCUUCACAAGAUCUACGAUGAGGCAGUGGUGCGCAGCAUCCAGCCUCAGUCCAUCGUUGGAGACUCCCAAAUCUUCUUGACACUUCCUCUCCACACCAUUACUGUCGAGGAGCUGUCGUUCCUGAAGGAGUUCCAGGUCACUCUGGACCAGGACAUCGAUGCAUUGGAUGGCUGGGCUAUCUGGUUCGAUAUCUUCUUCAUGCCUUCCAGCGAGUCUGUUCUUCCUGAAAACGCAAUUCCUUCAGAGAUGUCCAAGAAGGGAGUUGUUUCGUUCACCACUGGACCUCACGGAACCGAGACACACUGGCAGCAGACUGUCCUGCUCAUUGAUCACGCCAAGGACAAUGCCAAGCAGGGUUCUCAGGCUUUGAAGAAGGGCCAGGUCCUCUCUGGCAAGGUCGGCUACGAGAAGACCGAGAAGGGCUCUCGUGGAGUUGACAUUAGUGUCCAGUGGGAUUCUAGCAGCACUGAGAAGGGUGUCCAGCUUUGGAGCCUCCAAUAG
Penicillium brevicompactum is the source of this 1653-nucleotide messenger RNA. Its product is annotated as protein arginine methyltransferase RmtB. Gene Ontology annotation, molecular function: protein-arginine N-methyltransferase activity. NCBI's taxonomy places the organism in Eukaryota, Fungi, Ascomycota, Eurotiomycetes, Eurotiales, Aspergillaceae. Gene Ontology annotation, cellular component: nucleus. Gene Ontology annotation, biological process: peptidyl-arginine methylation. The record is from RefSeq and is a predicted model, not a curated record. The coding region runs from base 1 to 1653 and encodes 550 amino acids. The transcript is spliced from 4 exons.